Messenger RNA from Hibiscus syriacus, 3270 nucleotides. RefSeq names its product lysine-specific demethylase JMJ706-like. The record is from RefSeq and is a predicted model, not a curated record. Gene Ontology annotation, biological process: chromatin remodeling. Gene Ontology annotation, molecular function: histone demethylase activity. The coding region runs from base 254 to 2845 and encodes 863 amino acids. Gene Ontology annotation, cellular component: nucleus. The transcript has 11 exons. NCBI's taxonomy places the organism in Eukaryota, Viridiplantae, Streptophyta, Magnoliopsida, Malvales, Malvaceae.
GAACCUACUGCUUUCCCGAAACCACUAAUCUCUCCAGUGUUGAUAAUUUUCCUGUGAUGUUUUAAGCAUUUCUUUUCGUGAUUCGGAUACGGAUCUCGGGGUUUGAUUCAUUCCGGUGGAGAACGCGGCGCGUUUUCAGAAUGUGUCAUGUUUGGUUGUCGUCUGAUGUUUCCAAAUGUUGAAGAUCGUGAUAUAGGGUUUGUUAUUCCCGGAUUUUGUUCCUUUUUUCAUUUUCUCUGGAUUGUUUCUUUUGAUGAGUUGCGACAAAACGGUGAACUGCAAAGAACCAUUGCGGAAUGAGAUGGUGGAAGGAAGGGUGUGUUUAUCCCAAGAGGUAAGAAACGGGUUAGAGAUAUUGAAGCGUAAAAGGCUUCAACGAAUAAAAUCCGAAACUGUCUCUGUGACAUCUGGUGUUACAAAUAUGAUGUCUAGAAGUGGGGGAGAUAGAUUGAGAGUUUCAGCAUCACGUGGAAUGAGGUUGCAGGGGAAAGCUGAACCAUUUUCUAGGUCAAAUUUUUCUUCAAGUGAGAAGGAUGCCUUUUCAAAGCGCAAGGUUGAUAAGUUUUACACUAACGAUCUAGAAUGGACUGAGAAAAUUCCAGAAUGUCCUGUAUUCUACCCCACAAAGGAAGAGUUUGAAGAUCCUUUGGUUUAUUUGCAGAAGAUAGCUCCUGAAGCUUCCAAAUAUGGGAUCUGCAAAAUCAUUUCCCCUGUAAGUGCUACUGUUCCUGCUGGAGCUGUAUUAAUGAAGGAGAAAGCAGGAUUCAAGUUCACAACUAGAGUGCAGCCACUUCGUCUUGCUGAGUGGCACUCUGAUGACCGAGUCACCUUUUUCAUGAGUGGAAGGAAUUAUACAUUUCGUGAUUUCGAGAAAAUGGCGAACAAGGUGUUUUCCCGUAGAUAUUGUAGUGCUGGUUGUCUUCCUGCAACAUAUAUGGAAAAAGAAUUUUGGAAUGAAAUUGCCUGUGGGAGGAUUGAAAGUGUUGAAUAUGCUUGUGAUGUUGAGGGUAGUGCCUUUUCUUCUUCUCCAAGCGACCCGCUUGGAACAAGCAAAUGGAAUUUGAAGAAACUCUCUCUGCUGCCAAAGUCCACUUUGCGUCUUCUCGAAACUGCAAUUCCGGGAGUAAGCGACCCCAUGCUUUACAUAGGAAUGCUAUUUAGUAUGUUUGCUUGGCAUGUGGAGGAUCAUUAUUUGUAUAGCAUUAAUUAUCAUCAUUGUGGGGCUGCGAAAACUUGGUAUGGCGUACCUGGUCAUUCUGCUUUAAGAUUUGAGAAGGUUGUCAAGGAACAUGUGUACACUAAUGAUAUCCUAUCAGUGGAUGGCGAAGAUGGAGCUUUUGAUGUGCUUUUGGGUAAAACAACCUUAUUUCCUCCAAAUAUUUUGUUGGAGCAUGAUGUCCCUGUUUACAAGGCUGUACAGAAUCCUGGAGAGUUUGUAAUUACCUUUCCGAGAGCUUAUCAUGCUGGCUUCAGUCAUGGUUUCAAUUGUGGUGAGGCUGUGAAUUUUGCUAUUGGAGAUUGGUUUCCUUUGGGCGCUGUGGCAAGCUUACGUUAUGCACUUCUCAACAGGGUGCCUCUCCUUCCUCAUGAGGAACUUUUGUGCAAAGAAGCUAUGCUUCUCAAUAUAAGUUUAGAACUGGAAGAUUUGAAUUUUCUGCCCACAGAUUUGACUUCUCAUCAUUGUAUUAAGGUGUCAUUUGUAAAGCUGAUACGUUUCUUGCACCGGGCCCGUUGGUCUAUCAUGAAAGCUAGGGCAUGUACCAGUGUGUCUCCAAAUUAUUAUCAAACUAUCGUCUGCACUUUAUGCAAACGUGACUGUUACAUUGCUUUUGUUAACUGCAGUUGUAACUCUCAUCCUGUUUGCCUGCGACAUGAUAUUAAGUCACUUGACUUCCCAUGUGGGAACUAUCAUGGUCUUUUCUUGAGGGAUGAUGUUGUAGAGAUGGAAGCUACUGCCAAGAAGUUUGAGGAAGACUACGCCAUAUCAGAAGCAGUUGAGCGACAAGCUGAAAAUGGAGAUGACAUGUAUUCCUAUCCAUUAUCAAAUAAGUUCCAGAAUGUAGAGGAUGGAUACGUUCCAUACUGUGAGAUAAAUGUUGUUUUGAAUCUGGAGGUUGCUACAAUAACUUCAACUACGGGUCAACCAGUAGAAUAUGGACAUCCUUCAACGAGCCAUGAGACUGGAAAUUUUCGACCUGAACCCGCAGAUGAUUUCUCUUCUUUUGCCGCAUCAACUUUAUGUUCUUUUGAGGAAAGUGUCAGAUCCUCGCCAAAAAAUCAGGUACAGGAGUUAGCUAACCUAAGAAACACUAAUGAUAUAAGGUUAUCCGAAGAAGUCUCAGAAAAUACAUAUGAAUCAUCUGUAUCUUGUUUGUCACGUGAAGAUCGUCCAGGUAUCCAUCAAUAUAAUGGUCAUGAACCAGUGAGUGAGUCUAUAGUCGCCCAUGACAGUGAUAGUUCUGAUUCAGAGAUAUUUAGGGUUAAACGGCCUUCUUUUUUGAAGGUUGAGAAAAGAAAUGGGAAUCAGACCAGCUCUGGACACCAGGGGCUCAAGCGAUUAAAGAAACUCCAACAUGAAGGAAGGUGUCAGCAAUCUGAAUGCUUUCGAAAUGAUGAACGGAAUCACAACAUUAGUCGCACUUCCGAUUAUAAAGAAGUUCGAAGAGGCCACCUUCCCAUUACUAUCAAGUAUAGGAAGUUGGGAAAUGAUGAGGCAAUGAUUCGGCAGCAAGAGCAGCACCGAAAUGACAGAUUAAAAUACGAGCUAGGAAAGUGCACGAGGGAACCUCCUCCAUUACAGAUGGGUCCAAUUCCGAAACGCAUUAAAGUGAGGGGGCCAAUGUAAAGGAGACUGGAUUGAAGUGAAGAUUAUAGAUAGUAGGUGGACGUGCAGACAGAAAGUGAUGGAGCCUGACUUUGCUAACUUCAUCCCCUCUAACCUAAUGAAGUUCUAACAAUACCGAAAGUUGAUUGAUAUUGGUCAGAGAGUACCAGGCGAAGAUUUAAGGACAAGAAAUUUAUAUUCUUUGUGCAAACUGCACCAGCAGUGGAUUGAUUAAUGGUGGGGGUUCUCAGGUCGGGGUGUUUUCCCGAGGAGAGCCGUCGUGUAAAAGUUGAAAAUUUAGAAUUUGGGUCACUGGCUUUUGUUUCUGUUGGUAGAUUGUUAUAUUCAUUGAAUGUAUGUGCAUUGCCAACGUAAUCUGUUCUGUCUUGUAAAAUUCUGGAAAUGGUAUUUGUAGGCUGGUAGUUGAGGUCAGGAAAGUUUAGAGA